UGUGCGGAUCUCAUCAUCCUCUAUACUAACGAAUCUGCAGAUUCAGCACCCCAAGGUCAGAUGUCGUCAAAUACAUUUUCAUAUGACAUCGAAACCACGAACAGUAUCAUCUCCCAAGUCCAGUUUGGCAACGACUUUCUACAGAUUCCAGCUCAGGAAUGGAAGACUCGAGACUACACACGCGACCUGCGUAGAUUAACCUCUUUAAUAUUACAUUGCAGCACCCUCACGGAGUACCACAAAAAUAAUCGUAUACCGAGAGGUUUACGCUCGCAUCUACGUCCGACAUUAUUCAAGGACGACGCCGACUUUUGUGACCGCUUUGAGAACAUUAUUAACAAGUGCUCAUUCGAUCUCAUGUUACUAACCAUUGACAAGGCCCGACAUACUAUAGAGGACCUUCAGAAACAAAUCACAGCAACGGAAGAACAAUUAUCAAGUAUACUACCCACGGAAGAGUGGACAACAUUAAAAGAAAAAACAUCUAAACAAACUUCCGAAUACCAGAAAUAUACAGAAGGUACCAAAAGGGCGAAAUUUAUCAGGGACGCCGAGGAUUACAGGCUAAACAGGGUAUACAGAUGGCGCGACCUCAAUCCACAAGCAGGCUGGGACAACAGAAAUCACGACUUCUCCUCAGGACAAAGUUCAUCCGGUUCAGAAAGCGGAAGGAUCAACACUCAACGCCGCAGGCAUUUUUUAGGACGAGGACAGAACCGUUACAGACAAGGAAGAGGCGACCGCGGAGAAGUCAGAGGAGGAGAUCCCGACAAUCGAAUCCUGACUCGAUCACAGAUUCGAUAGAAUUGGAAUAUAGAUCUAGACCAUAUGGAUCCCUUGACAAAGGCCAGACAUAUGGCCGAAACGUUGGGACAUGCUAUGCAAGUUUGAUUUGCUUCUACCCGGAUGUAUCAAUUAUAUAUGUGAAUAUAUGAAUAUAUGAAAUGAAAUGAUGUAAAACAUCA
Messenger RNA from Bufo gargarizans (Asiatic toad), 965 nucleotides. RefSeq lists its product as uncharacterized. The coding region runs from base 61 to 804 and encodes 247 amino acids. Lineage: Eukaryota; Metazoa; Chordata; Amphibia; Anura; Bufonidae. The record is from RefSeq and is a predicted model, not a curated record. The transcript has 3 exons.